Colletotrichum gloeosporioides is the source of this 771-nucleotide messenger RNA. RefSeq lists its product as uncharacterized. NCBI's taxonomy places the organism in Eukaryota, Fungi, Ascomycota, Sordariomycetes, Glomerellales, Glomerellaceae. The transcript has 4 exons. The coding region runs from base 1 to 771 and encodes 256 amino acids. The record is from RefSeq and is a predicted model, not a curated record.
AUGCCAAACCCAGAGACAUUCCCUCCGCCAGCCGGCGAAUUCUUCAAGCUCUACAUGCAUCCAUCCAACAGCGACAGAGACAAGAACGCCAUGAUCAACAUGUACCAGCUCUAUGAUUCCUACUACCGGUGUGCGGAUCUGGGUGUUACGUAUGCUCAGGGUUCGUGGGGCUACACAAUAUUACGCACCCCGUAUUCGGAGGAAUCCAACGCCUAUGGCAAGAAUAAUAAGUCCGACGCCUCAGUUACUAAGGAAAUCGCGCGACGUUUCGCCGUGGACGUUGUUGAGGACCAGGGCGGGUGUUCAAAAGCGCUGAGGCACUAUCCCAACCUUACGGGCGCGAGCCAGCAAGACAUCAAGUCGCUCGUCGAGAUUUUCGAGACCUGGCGUGAUAACACUCUCGGCAAUGUUGACAUGGAAACCAACAGCCGUUAUAACCCCCGGUUCUGGGACUUUUUGGUCAUCGACGAAGGUUCUCUCUGCUCGCUCGCUGCGCUCCCCAAGGAGACGCCGCACUUGGAGCCAGUGAGUCGUGCCGAAAGAAUGGCCCGGAAUGUGCUGUAUGAGAAUUCCUACGUCUGGCUCAUAGACUCGCGCGCCGCGAAACGCUUCCAGGGCGUUGAGGACCCGGCCAGCUACGAUGGAUGCAUGAAGCUAAGUGUAGGUGAUAUCUAUGAAGCGUGGUUUGAGAGGGUAGCGAGAUUCGAAGACUUGGACUGGAUUUUUGAGCUUGAAGAGAGGGCCGGAGAAAGGUGGUAUUCCUCGCGAUAA